This is a messenger RNA of Plasmodium cynomolgi strain B, 912 nucleotides long. Its product is annotated as zinc finger. The coding region runs from base 1 to 912 and encodes 303 amino acids. Lineage: Eukaryota; Apicomplexa; Aconoidasida; Haemosporida; Plasmodiidae. The transcript has 2 exons. The record is from RefSeq and is a predicted model, not a curated record.
AUGGGCCAUUACACAGAAAACGAUUUUUACCUGAACAAGUCAGCAUCUCCCAUGGGGGAUGCAGAAAAUAAUGAAAAUGACAAAAAAUGUUUAUGGGUCCCUGAUGAGGAGGUAACAAAUUGCUACAGCUGCAAUGCCUUUUUUAAUGUAAGGAUAAAAAUUAGCGAAUACAGCUAUGCAGAAAAAGUUCGAGUAUGUGAUAGGUGUUUUAUGGAAAGGUCUUCUCCCCAAACGUUGCUGCUGCAAGAAGAUUUAGGAGCGAGGAAACAAAUAAAUCAAGAUUUGAAGAAAGCGCUAAGUGAAAAAAUGGCCAUAGUAGAGAGAUUUAAAACUUUCUUACUCGAAUUUGACAGCGAAAUUUUAAAUAACAGUGACCAUGCAGACGGCUCGAAUGAUGUCAUGUCCUUGUUGAAGAGGGGAGAAAAGGGAUUGAAAGACUUGAAUGACAAAAUAAGGAACUAUGACUCCAUUAUUGAAAAUCAGAAAAAGGAAUUAGAACAGCUAAAAAGGGAAAAGGAACAAAAAACAGAACUUAACAAAAUUUUGCACUUAAGAAAUUAUGAGAUUCAACAGAAAAAUAUGAACAUUAAAAAUCUUGUUAAGGAAAAAAACGAACUAACUUUAGUGAAGGAAGAAUCAGAAGGCAUUAUCCAUUCGUAUAAAAAACAGGUGGAAAAACUAAUUAUAAGGUGUAACCAACUUGAAUUAGAGAAAAAGAGGAAAAACUACACAGACCAGUCCAGCAAUUAUUCCUUUACCAAUAGCAGCUCUCAGUCCUACAUGAUGAAUUCCUAUAGGUUUCCUCAGAACGAGAUGAGCGUAUCGUACACAGUUGCGCAGGGGCCCUCGGAUGACCCGGAGGACGAAAACUGCUGCAACUACUGCCAGAGGAGGGUUUGCUCGAUUAUGUGA